This is a messenger RNA of Cadophora gregata, 3037 nucleotides long. RefSeq lists its product as uncharacterized. The transcript is spliced from 5 exons. The coding region runs from base 773 to 2575 and encodes 600 amino acids. Gene Ontology annotation, biological process: transmembrane transport. Gene Ontology annotation, cellular component: plasma membrane. The record is from RefSeq and is a predicted model, not a curated record. Lineage: Eukaryota; Fungi; Ascomycota; Leotiomycetes; Helotiales; Ploettnerulaceae. Gene Ontology annotation, molecular function: purine nucleobase transmembrane transporter activity.
AAUACAAUACAAUACAAUACAAUAUCCCCCGUAAGUAGUACACAUCCAAAUGAGUUUAAUAUCAUACCCAAACCUCCUCGCUUCGGCAGGGCCCUACCCAUACCCACAUGGCUCUUCCCACGAGGCGGCUGGCCCCAGAAGCGUACAGUACCGUACCUCCGUAGGGCAAAGAAGGGCAACUCGCAGGCAGCCGGCGUCCACCGGCACACAAGAAACUCGCCAAACCACCAGCGCCCCCAGCACCGCAUCGCCAAGCAGCAUCAACCCUAAGAAGGCCAUCUCGCCCGCUCUUUCUCGAUCCCCCCGAGCCCCCCCAAUCCCUAAUUCCCAAUCUCCAUUCCGCCAAGCUGCGAAACCAGCUCUCGGUCCCUUGGCAGCAAAAAGCCUAUCGACCGUGCAGCAAAUAGAAUCGACAAACGCUGACCUCCUCCGAGAUAAGCAUCCCGUCGCCGUCGUAUCGCAUGGACUGGACAGAAAGUAUUAUAAGUGAGCGACUGACUGUUGCUGCUGGGGAGCGCGAAAAAGGGUGAAUGAAGUGAAGUGAGGUUAACAGAAGAGAAAUCAAGUGGUGCGUGCUGUCGCUUGCUUACCUUACUUGCUGGGAAGACCUUCAAUAAACAUCAACCGACAAACCGCCGACCAUCUUUGAGCUCUGCACAACUUUGCUUUGCGCUGCUCAAUCAGCUUCGUAUAGCCUUAUCACGAUUACAGACUUGCUUUCUUGUGUGCUGAUCUUAAGCUAUCUAGCUAGUUACAUACAUAGCACUUCAAGAUGGUUGGCUUCACAAAGAAGAUCAACGAUGCUGUCGCAAGAAGCAUUGUCGGGCGACGCUUUCGUUUGAUGGGCUCAGGACACCCAAAAGCUCGAGAGGGAUCCAGAUUCCUCACUGAGAUUCGAGCUGGUCUGGCUACCUUUUUCGCAAUGGCCUAUAUUAUAUCAGUAAAUGCAAACAUCCUUACGUCCAGCGGAGGAACCUGCGGCGCCUGCGAGAUCUCCGAAGGAGGAAGCCCCUUCGAAUGUCCCGGCCAGCCAGAAUACGCUCUCUGCCUGAAUCGCAUGACUCGUGACUUCGUCACUGGAACUGCUGCCAUUGCCGCACUCACCUCUUUCUGUAUGGGCUUGUUCGCAAACAUGCCGAUUGCGCUUGCGCCUGGAAUGGGUUUGAAUGCCUAUUUCGCAUUCACGGUUGUGGGACCGUAUGGAUUUGGACCCGUGAGCUAUCAGCUUGCUUUGACGGCUAUCUUUAUCGAAGGGUUUAUUUUCGUGGGGUUGUCGCUGCUGGGUAUGCGACAGUGGCUUGCGAGAGCGAUUCCCGCGUCGAUUAAAUUGGGUUCGAGUGUUGGUAUUGGUCUGUAUUUGACCAUCAUCGGAUUGACCUACUCCGCAGGAAUCGGAGCCAUCACAGGAGCAACAUCCGUCCCCCUUGAACUCGCCGGCUGCGCAAUCGCAGACCGCGACCCAGAUACAGGAUUCUGUCCUCCAGGCGUCGAUAAAAUGGCCGCCCACACAUUGUGGGUCGGAGUCUUCUGCGGCGGUUUCCUAACAGCGAUCCUCCUCAUGUACAAAGUGAAAGGCGCCAUCAUCGCGGGCAUCCUCCUCGUCAGCAUCAUCUCCUGGCCACGCUCCACAUCCGUGACGUACUUCCCUCACGACCCCACCGGAGACGACAACUUCAACUUCUUCAAGAAAGUCGUUACCUUCCAUCCUAUCCGCGAUACUCUUGCUGUCAAUGAGUGGAAUCUGAGUGGUGCGUCUGGGCAGUUUGGGUUGGCGCUUAUUACUUUCCUUUAUGUGGAUAUUUUGGAUUGUACGGGUACGCUGUACUCGAUGGCGCAUUUCUCUGGAGCGAUUGAUCCCGAGACGCAGGAUUUCGAGGGCUCGGCUGUGGCGUAUUUGGUUGAUGCUCUCGGCAUCUCCAUCGGCUCCCUCUUCGGCCUCUCCCCCGUAACAGCCUUCAUCGAAUCCGGCGCCGGCAUCUCCGAAGGCGGCAAGACCGGCCUCACAGCAAUGGUAACCGGCCUCUGCUUCUUCAUCUCCAUCUUCUUCGCGCCGAUAUUCGCAUCGAUCCCACCCUGGGCAACAGGCUGCACGCUCAUCAUCGUCGGCUGCAUGAUGGCCACCGCAGCAAAAGACAUCAACUGGAAGUACUUCGGGGACGCGCUCCCCGCGUUUCUGACCAUCGCCAUCAUGCCGUUUACGUAUAGUAUUGCGUAUGGGCUGAUUGCGGGCAUUGUCAGCUAUAUUGUGCUGAAUACUAUUGCGUGGGUGCUGGAGACGGUGAGUGGCGGGAGGAUUGUGCCGGCUGAUAAGGAGUCUAAGGAGCCAUGGACGUGGAGGAUUAAGGGGGGGUUGUUGCCGGCGUGGAUUGUGAGGGCGGCGAAGGGCCAAAAAGAUUUCUGGCACGACGACGAAAACGACCACCAGAAUACAAACACCUCACCCAUCACAAGCAGCAGCAGUCCCCUCCCCUCAGACAGCGCUUCAGCCCACGCGACAGACGCGAAAGAUUCGUCUGCAAUCACGAACUCUGAUGGUUUGACGGAGGAGGGUGAGAAGGGUGGGAAGAUCGCAUAGUUGGCUGGUUUGCGGAGUGAAUAUGAGCGGCCUGGGUGCAAGCGUGUGUGUGGUUUGCUUUGGCUUUGCUUUGGCGAGGACUUACCUUACCUUACCCUUAGUUUUAGUUUUAAUCUUAUUUUUUUUUUUUUUUUUUAAAAAAAAAAAUAGGCUGAGUGGAUAGAAGUGUGGAUGGGAAGGGCGAUAGGGUGAAGCUAUACAUUUCGGCGGGAGAUGGGAGAUGGGCGAGAGGGUGUAAGAUAUGAUAGGAAAUCAUAGGAAAUGAAACGAGAUGUGGCGAGAUGACAAGGACAUGGACAUGGACAUGGACAAGGACAAGGAUCAGGACAGGACAAGAUAAGACGUCCACGCGUUAAAUAUGAUGAAAUAUCCUGGCUGGUAGAUAGGUAGCUAGUUGAGCAGGUGAGCAGCUGAUAUGAAUUGCGAGGCGGAGAUAAUUGACCAGAAUAAAAUCGAUACUGA